Molecule: messenger RNA, 5801 nt
Organism: Pocillopora meandrina
Lineage: Eukaryota; Metazoa; Cnidaria; Anthozoa; Scleractinia; Pocilloporidae
Source: the annotation of a GenBank genome assembly
AUGGAGAAACUCUGGCUUUUCUCCAACUCAUUCAUGUGCGUGAUUUCAGUUUCGACUGCCAAUGCAAUUAGUGCGGACAGGCUUCUUGCGUUGUCUUUGGGAAUCAGGUAUCGCCAAGUUGUGACAAUAAAACGAGCUCGCUUUCUAGUUGUUUUGUUGUUGUUGGUUUUCACAGGAACCUGCUUCCUAUUAUUUACGAACGAAUUUGCUUCUCUCGUCUUUCACGUCAUAAUAUGUUCUUUAUGGCUAGUUGUCUCCACCCACUGUUACACGCGAAUCUAUCUCACUCUCAAAAAUCACAUUCAGGCUCAAAUUACUCCACAAGGCCACCUCAAUGGGAUAUUGCAGCCUUGCUCUUGGUGCGAUACAAAAUAACAGUGUCCAGCGCUUUAUGGGUUUUAGCUGCGAUGAUAAUCAGUUACCUUCCUUACAUAUCAAUCUUUAAUUUAAUAUUGCCGGUUCUUCUGUCAGUUCUCCAUUAAGCUUUUCUCCUAUAACACGUAACUUGUUUGCAAAACUUUGCUUUAUCUAAAUUCUACAGUUGGUCCCAUUCUGUACUGCUGGAAGAUCAAGGAUUUUAGAAAUGCAGUCAAAGAAACUCUGGAAAAUCUUAGGCUGUAAAUAAAGUGUUUCGGCUGCGAUGUCAAGAUUACUGAAUAAUUAUUCCAUGUCAAUUACGUCACACUACAUUAAUUCCUCAAGUCCGAUGGAAUCAAUUCAAUAGAAACAAAAAUUGGUGGCGCGUUGUCAAGUCAACCAUUGACAUAAAACCUUGCAGUAAAAAUAAAUUCAAUCUGGGGAAAGCUAACACUAACCUCAGAACUAGCGACGCCAAGAAAAGACUUGGGUCAUUUUUACUCCUUGGCAGACCGAUUCAACAGACACCGAUAUCAAAAAGAGUUUCACUUGUCUUCACUUCAUAUGCCAAAUUUUGUCCAACUAGCUCAUUAAUUAUAUUACUAAGAGUGUGCAAAUGCGAGGGUUUUCAGAGACAAAGCAACGUUUUAAUUUUCAAAAUAAAAAUACUCAUUCCUAGUGUUCAAAGUAAUAAAUAACACAGGCCCUGCGAUCAAAAUGCUCCCUAUGGAGAAACUUCCAUUUAUCUUUAACUACCUUCCUGUUAAUCUGUCGCAAGGAAAAGUAAUUUAAGGUGUUCAAUGACGACAGAAAUAAUUUUCAUAGAGGUACUCCACUGUUUCCAUUACACGAAUACAGCAUUACUGAUUAUCCUUGAGAAAAUAACAGCACUUCGCUAAAAUCAACCAGCACGUUAAAUCAAUGAAAUUUUAAAGGACAAUUAUUUAAUACAUCGAGCUGAAAAAUCAUCUCAGCCUCCGAAAAUAACGGAAGGCUUCCUUUUUCUUCCUUGAGCGGCCCGUCAUAUCACAAAAAUAUUAUGAAAAUGAUCUUCACAUUAUUUUGACCAUAAACCAGGGUAAAAUUACCAAUUCAAGUCCAAAAUAGAAUCAAUCAGUGGGAUAAAAUCAAUAUACUGAAUCCAAAUCCUUUGAUCCAAGCGAAGAGAUAUUUUUCGCUAAAAACUACAGAGCUCUAGCACCCCCUAUCUUCGGAAUGCGACAGUAAAUUUCCAAAAAGGUCGAUAAAAUCUGCCAAUAGAAAAUUUUGUUUCAUUCACCUUUCGUAACUCAGAAAUAAUAAAGAACACAGCUAAUAUGCCUUUUUAAGGAGAUCGACAUACACCAGGCAAUAUACUUUGCUUAUGGUAUGAUAACCAUAACUAUCCACACCAAAUUUAUAAACAUUCCAACGUAUUCCAUACCCUAAGAGCACUUUAACGAAAACUGGAGUCUCAUAAAAAGCAAGGAUAAAAAGAAACACUUGUUGUAAAUUUUCUAAAACCUUACAAGAAAGAUCAUUCAUGUUUAAAGACUUCCUUCUCAAAGGGCUAAAUACACUAACAACAUGGAAAAUGAAUUGGAGGACUAUUUCCUGACAUACAUUUAAUUACUAACACAGGCUCAACAAUCCAUACAGAAGAAAGUGCAGCUUCAUAAUUAUUUGGCUCUUCCGUUAUCAAACGUCCUUUCAUUACAUUGCCUGCAAGCGUAAUUUAAGGAGUGCAAUGACAGCACGUAGCCCUUAAUUCCGAUAGGCGAAAAGGCCAUAGCUAUCUGCUUAUUCUUUGAAUCAUUAGUGCUCUUUGCAUAAAUACUGAACAGGAACCACGAAUUUUCAAAGGAUGAAGAUUAGGGCAUCGAGCCAAAAAAUCAAAACCUUUGAAGAAAAUUGGAAAUUGGUCGAUUUUGCUUGAGACACGGAUUUCGCUCGUUUCUUGUGUGUUGUAAGACAUUCAUGUACCUAUACUAAAACAACAAUCAGUGUGAUCGGAUCUCUUUACUUUUCGGAGUUUUACGGAAAUUAAAUUUCACUCGAGCAAAGGCUUGUCGUGACACUUUUCAAGACUUUAAUUUCAUACAACUUUGGAGGACAAUUUACAAAAACCUACGGAACUCAGAAAAAAACAAAUACCACAGCCAUGUAUAUUAACUUUAUCUUAUCUAUUGAGGCGACUUUCGUAAACAUCACGUUUCAAUCAAGGAAACAGGAAGACUUGAACGACACCUUAUCGGUUCGCCUAAAUCACACACGCCAAAACCGAUCAAAACCGAUCUUAAAAUAAUCUAGGAAGUAGUUUACGAGAACUUUAUACUCAACCUAAUUUUCGGACAAGUUUGGCCGCCAUUUUCGAAUGUAACCGAUAUAAACAGGUAGAUAAAAAUCAAUUCAAAAAUAACAAAAUUUGAAACUGUUCGUUAAACAUACGACCAUUUCUUCCAACAAUUCAAACACUACGACUAGUGUUCAUCUUCGCGGCAAUAUCACGCUGGUAUUUUGAUUUUCCGAUCGACAAGCACGGUGAUCAGGAAUGGAUCGGAGUGUUUACCUCAUAAACGUGACCGCUGACCAGCCGCUGAGUGAAAACAGUGUAGCGCAGGGUGGGAUGGGUGGCGGACUUAUCGUCAUAUGAUAUUCGAAUACAUGCUUAAAAAGCUUUAGGACCAUCAGUCUAAACAAUGAAGGCAUGCUUCGUGGUACAGACAACUUUUAUUUUAUUUUCAUAACUUUCUCCUUUAAAUUAGAGCUGGUAUUAAAUAAUAGAGUUAACAAUAUAUUUUUAACCGGGGUACCCAUAUAACCUUUUUGCCCGUCAUCAGUGGUAUAAAAUAAGGUGUAUUUUCCACCAGAACCUUUUAUUUAUGCCCCAUUGCACGGAAUGAACACUAUACUUAGAAUGUUUGUACUAAGUAAUUUUUGCCGUUCCCAAGAAUGUAUGCAAAAUGAUAGAGAUUUGAUUCAUUCCACCGACACGUUCUUUCAAGUUAAGGCGCGUGCAGGUUUUUCCUAUCAAAAGUCGCGCGUGCAACACACCGGAAUUGAAAAUUCAUCGUAAAAUCGCACGAACCUUAGAAUGAGUGUAGGCAACUUUGACUUCUGGCGAGAGGAAGUGGAUGGUUCAAAGGACCCCCUGAGAUUUUUUUCAGGACUAUAACUGAGAUUUGUUUAUAACUAUGAUAAUCGUCAUCAAUAGCGGACGGUGCUUUUUACCCAUUGUUGUCAUCAUUAUCGUUAUCACGCCGGAAGAAGUAUAAAGCCGGCAUGUCGCCUUACCUAACUACACAACUACACAAAAGAAAAUUGUUCUCUCUUUUGCUCCCCUUGGAUCCUGGAAACUGUUACUAUUAAGACGAUCAACAAGAAAGCCUUUAUAAUUAUUGAAACUUUUGAUUAUCAGAAUGUAAGAAAAAAUCGGUGGGGAGAGUUAUUCGCGUAUCUUAUAACCUAAACGAUAGUUUUCAAUAAAACAAAUACCCCUUAAUUCAAUUUACAUUAGUUGUCUCGUGUUUAAAAGUGGCGUUUCUGGGGACCGUAGAUUCUUCUCUGAUUCUUCUUGUCUCAGCCAAGACUCACUAUCAUCAACUUUUUUCUUGUGCCUCUUACGGUAUGGGACACAGAGAGCUGAGGUAAGCGAUUGCAAACUUCUCAGUUAAAGUAAAGCCCCGUAGCAUCCAUCAGGAAUUGAAAACCGUGAUGCACAGUUUAAUUUUAUUAUUCUUAAUCAAAUAAGGGGUGUUUUAGCCUGCAAAUUUAACCAUACUGGUUAAUGAGAAUCAUACAAACUGAGGAAAACUGACCGCAAAUGAUUGUGAUACUUUAAUGCAUAUGUUCGAAUGUUCCCAAAAAUCUUCUGAUAAUCUGCCCGCACCCACCCCUCACCCCACCCUCACCACUGAACCGUACUGUUUUCACUCAGCGGCUGGUCAGCGAUCACGUUUAUGAAGUAAACAUGGCGAUCGCUACCUGAUCUCCGUUCUUGUCGAUCCGAAUGUCAAAAUACCAGCGUGAUAUUGCCGCGAAGAUGAAGCAGUUAUGUUAUUUGAUUUGUACUUCACAUUCGAGUCGAAGCUUGGGUGGCACAGGUUAUUUCUUACGGUGGAAUCGACGAGGGGAAUUCGAACACUAGUUGUAGUGUUUGAAUUGUUGGAAGAAAUGGUCGCAUGGGGAUGGUAAGUUUAACGAACAAUUUCAAAUUUUGCAGCUUGAAUUGAAAGUAAAGUUCAUUUGGAUUGCUUUCGUAUGUAUUUUUGACGGUUUUUGAUCUACCUGCUCGAUUUAUAUCGGUUACGCUUCAUGUUGACAAGUCCCUCAAAAUGGCGGCCAAACUUGGAGAUUACCAAAAAUUAGGUAAGUUCACGGAGUUAUAAAGUUCUCGUAAAGGUCGGGCCGCAAAGUUUUUUUUCUGAAGUUACCUUUUCUAUGAUAACUACUUCCUAGCUAUGUUAGUUGGAUCAGUUUAGAACGCCUCACUUUUUUAAAAAAUUACCUUGAAUCUGAUCGGUUUUGGCGUGUGUGAUUUAGGCGAACCGAUAACGUGUCCUUCAAGUCUUCGUGUUUCCUUGAUUGAAACGUGAUUUUUACGAAAGUCGCCUCGAUAGAUAAGAUAAAGUUAAUAUUCAUGGCUGUGGUAUUUGUUUUUUUCUGAGUUCCGCAGUUUUUUGUAAAUUAUCCUCCAAAGUUGUAUGAAAUUAAAGUCUUGAAAAGUGUUACGACAAGCCUUCGCUCGAGUGAAAUUUAAUUUCCGUAAAACUCUGAAAAAUAAAGAGAUCCGAUCAAACUGAUUGUUGUUUUAGUAUAGGUACAUGAAUGUGUUACAACACACAAGAAACGAGCGAAAUCCGUGUCUCAAGCAAAAUCGACCGGACCGCUCUUACAGAGACACUCUCUUAAUAAUCAACUCAUUUCUCUCGGUGCAAUUUGGACCACCAGCAAUCAUUGAUUAUUUUGCUGAUCUUAACAGAUAAGCAAAUACAAAAGUUCCUUUUCCUGUUUGUCCUUGUACCCCGAGACAAAAACAUCUUUCAUUAAUACCAAACUAUAGACACCAACUUUGUAAAUUUAAUCUUACAAGACAAUUAUUUUAGCCAUCAAGCCGACAAAUCGUACAUAAUUCUACCGAAACCUGCAAAAUCUCUACAACGAAGAUCAGAGCAUAGAACCGUUAUCAAUAUGAUCCUCACUUAUAGUCACUGUAAAAUUCAAUUAAAUACCGUUGAAAUUUGGUCUAAAGAACUCAUUAAUUAUUCACAUUCUAUUGAUUUUUGAGGGCAGAUGCGCCAUUAUGUUUUUCGUUCCAAUCACCAAACGUCCGCUUUCUUGAGAUAAACAGUAUUACUUCGAAGACAGAAAAGUAGAGAGUAAAAAGGUUGUUCCUUUCAUUGUCUUUUGAUCACGUAGUUUCUGUUAUAGUCACGGGAAUCACUUUAGAAUUUCACUUAUCUUGA